AGACAUGAUGGCACUUCAGUCGGGUUGGACACCGAGCAAGUGGGUCACAUUUGUUGGGUGGCAGGUGUAGUUUGUUAGCAGCGAGGCUAUCUUUAGACACUGCUGAUUUAUCCUGUGCAAUGGCUUUCGGGUUCUGCCUGAGUGUUUUCUUACUCCUGUCCGUCUGGUCCACUGCAAAGUGUUCUGGCAUUCCAAACGGAGCGCUCCGCAUGGAGUGUCGUGAUCGGUACUUCAUGAUCGCUGUGAAUCUCUCCUUCACUGGGGCGGACCCUCUCUUUGAGGCUGUUGGUGGGACAAGUGUGCGUGCCAUCACAAAGCCGUAUGCAGCGCAGUGUGGCUACACUGUCCGUGUUCUCCCUCUAGUUGGCCACGUGGAGCUCCGGUCCUCUUACUUCAGCUGUCACACUGACAACCAGGAUGAUAAAGUCUUCACUUUUAAGUUCAACUUGGUUGCUACCCGUAAGGGAAAGGAGGAACGCUUUGCGCUGAACCAGACCUGUUCCCCCUCUCUCCCCUGGUCUCCCAGAGAAGUUACUUGUGAAGAGAACUACAUGGAGGUUUCUGUGAGGAGCGAAAUCAAAUGUCUUCCUCAGACUGUGGAUGACUGGAGUGAUCUUGACACUGUACGCGGCUCCUCCACCUCAGAUUGGCAGGUGAUGUUUCAUAGACACGAGGAGCAUUUGCUGCCCAUGAACCUCACUGCAGCUCGCAAGCAGGGCUACGCGUUUGACCUCACGAAAGGAAGGCUGGUGUUUCGUACUCCGUAUGGGCAACCGGACUCGUUCAGCACUGAGGUGAAUGGUGUUCCGGUAGAGGAGGUCCACGCAACUCUGUUCUCAAGACAAAGCUGGAUUGUCUUCAUGGUCGACCUGGUGGCCGCUUGCUCAAUUGAUGAAGGAUUUUAUGAUGAGGUCGGCGGCUACAUUAUGUGGGAAACUCCAGAGAUGCCGUGCAGGAGUAAUUGUGAAAGACAACUCAACGUCGGUCUCAAUGGUGAACUCGUUAAACAGGCAGUUGCAGUAAAGGGAGGCUUUGUCGUGGAGAAGGAUAACAUCACAGUCCAUAUCAGUAUCCCCAAUAAUGCUGAAGGAGGAUACAGGAAGAGCCUUCUGGCCGGCGGUCUCUACCAGUUUUAUAUAUUUCAUCUGUACUUGGAGCAAAUCCUGGCAGAGGAUCACGUAGGAACCAGAGUGCGAUUUCAGAGGACCCUCUCCACGCCCCUGCUGCCGUGCUACAUUUUCACCACAAACCGAACGUCCGUCGCCGAACGCGCCUUCACAGUCUACCUCGGCAACAUCCCCGAAGAUGUUCAGCUGUUGGCGGUUCGUUUGAACGGACAAGAAUUCGCGGUUCCGUUUUCCAACACCAGUGCCUACUCGCUCACCAAGGUUGUUCACCCCAACAACACUUGUGGAUUCACCCUGAGGGUCCCUUUUGAAGACCCCCUCGUCGUGCAGAAGUUUGUUCAGGUUGCAGUUCUUCAAUAUGGGCUGGACAUAAACUUCACCCUCUCGGUUCUGCCUGAAAACGAACUCUUUUACCGCCUGGCAAUCAUCGAGGCAUUGUUCUCUCCUCCAACCUUCGUCACCACCUGCUCUGAGUCCGGCAUCAGCUUCCACCUGGACCGUCAGCGUUCUGACUACCUCUGGGAGAUCAGCGUUGGUGCCGACCUGCUGACCCCAGAGCUCGCGGCCCAGCGUGGCUACAACCUGAGCGACGAUGGCCAGAGUCUGCUGCUCAAGGUGCCGCUCUUCUCCAGAGGCUACGAGUAUAGGGACAUUGCUUUGCAGGGCUUCUUUGGCUCCUUUGGGAUCAUGGCGCGGGAUCACACGACUCAAAUCGAGAGCACAACCACAAAGACUUGUCUUUUCUCUACGGCGGAAUUCAUCUUGUGUUCCACCGAUGGGACGAUGACCGUUGUGGCUGACGUGUCUUCGGCCCUCCCCACCGGAGGCGUUCCUGCUGAAACGCACCUGUUCGACCAAUACUGUGAGCCCAAAGAGACUGACGUCACCAGGGCUCUGUUCUCCUAUCCAGUAAACAGCUGUGGCUCCUCGAUCAAGCUCGGCAAGGGAAAUGUGACUUAUCAAAAUGAGAUUUUCUACAGCAGCAAGAUGUACCUCAGUAAGAGUAAAGUGUUUUCUGGCGAUGCUACUGGGAGGGUGCUGGCACAGUGCACAUAUCCUGUGGCUAGUCUGCAUCGCCUCUUCUCAGUGUACAAGUUUGAGUCAGAUGUCGCUGGCCUCGGCACGAUCAUCCACACCACAGAGCCCCUCGCAGGUCUGCACGGUUCCACCACGAGGCCCAUUGGCCCGCUUCAAAUCGGCAGCAGUUAUCCUGGCUCGUACAUGUCAGCCCUGCAGCCUCCUGCUCGCUACAAAGUUUCUAAAUUUCACAAUUUUGCAAGUGUUUUAAGAAAAGGAGCACCCCGAUCCAUGAGAACUAAAAUGACUCCUGCCCAAAUUUGAAAGAUGUCUAAUUUUUUUAAAUGGCAAAUUUUGAAUUGAAUAAAGCUUUGUUCUUAA
This is a messenger RNA of Gasterosteus aculeatus aculeatus (three-spined stickleback), 2525 nucleotides long. RefSeq names its product zona pellucida protein AX 4 (gene zpax4). The record is from RefSeq and is a predicted model, not a curated record. NCBI's taxonomy places the organism in Eukaryota, Metazoa, Chordata, Actinopteri, Perciformes, Gasterosteidae.